This is a messenger RNA of Penicillium canariense, 450 nucleotides long. RefSeq names its product translation initiation factor eIF1. Lineage: Eukaryota; Fungi; Ascomycota; Eurotiomycetes; Eurotiales; Aspergillaceae. The record is from RefSeq and is a predicted model, not a curated record. The coding region runs from base 26 to 370 and encodes 114 amino acids. Gene Ontology annotation, cellular component: eukaryotic 43S preinitiation complex. Gene Ontology annotation, biological process: translational initiation. The transcript has 5 exons. Gene Ontology annotation, molecular function: RNA binding; translation initiation factor activity; ribosomal small subunit binding.
CCGUUUAUUCCCAAAGGCCGAGUUUAUGUCCAUCGAAAACCUCAAGACCUUCGACCCCUUCGCCGAAGCCGACGAAGAAACCGGCGAGACUAAACAGUCUCAAAACUACAUCCAUAUACGGAUUCAGCAGCGCAAUGGUCGUAAGACUCUGACUACUGUUCAGGGUCUUCCCAAGAAGUUUGACCAGAAGAAGAUCUUGAAGGUCAUCAAGAAGAAAUUCGCUUGCAAUGGCACCAUCGUCUCUGACACCGAGAUGGGCGAGGUGAUUCAGCUGCAGGGAGACCAGCGUAAGGAUGUCCAGGAGUUCUUGACCGACAAGAAGGAAGGCCUCGAGCUGGAUGCUAAGACCAUCAAGGUCCAUGGGUUCUAAUCCCGUCACCAUGCCUUGUUCCGGUCCCUCCUUCCCAGUCUAUGUUGCCCUGUGAGCGGUGGGUUAGGAAGCACGCUAUG